This is a messenger RNA of Myotis lucifugus (little brown bat), 1999 nucleotides long. RefSeq names its product protein Z, vitamin K dependent plasma glycoprotein (gene PROZ). NCBI's taxonomy places the organism in Eukaryota, Metazoa, Chordata, Mammalia, Chiroptera, Vespertilionidae. Gene Ontology annotation, molecular function: calcium ion binding; serine-type endopeptidase activity. The coding region runs from base 508 to 1749 and encodes 413 amino acids. Gene Ontology annotation, cellular component: extracellular region. The transcript is spliced from 7 exons. The record is from RefSeq and is a predicted model, not a curated record. Gene Ontology annotation, biological process: proteolysis; blood coagulation.
AAUGUCCUCUUAGCGGAAGACACUUCUUUUCCCGUUUUCUGCCCCUGUCCCCUGCUUGGCUCCACGUUUUAGGGCUGGUGGUCGUUUAAGCAAGCAGCUUCCCUGUGUUGUGAGAGGCCUGGGCGGACUUUGGCCACUGUGUUUGCAGACCUGUCCCUGGGCCGCCGUCAGAAUGGCGGGCUGCGUCCGGCUGUUCCUGCUCCUCCUGGGCCUCCACGGCGCCGAGCCCUCAGGUGGGUGUCGCCCUCCUAACUGUGUCCUCGAGGACCGUGUGGGUUUGGUCCGGGGGCUUUUUCUAGGACAGAGGAGCCCCUGGGUGGCCAGCGGGUCUUCACUCAGCUCCCAAAAGAGCUUCCUGAUCUCUUUAUAAUUCAUGACAAAUAUGUUGGAAAUGAUGGGAUCCCUUCGGGUCCUCCCAGAAGAGAUGGCCCGAAAGAAUCGAGAGGUUGGACCUGGUCUGAUGGGGACAGGAGAGGAGGCAGCCAGGCCUCAGGUAGUGGCAGCGCCAUGUACUCUGACUCCCAGGAGCGGGCAUGGCAAUCCCUGGGGAAGUCCAUCACUGCUGAGGCAUCUCUAUUCUUAUCUUGCUCCGUAGUAUUUCUUUCUGCCUCCAAAGCAAGUGACGUUCUGGUAAGAUGGAAGCGUGCUGGCUCCUAUCUUUUGGAAGAGAUCUUUGAGGGAAAUUUGGAAAAAGAAUGUUAUGAAGAAAUUUGUGUCCGUGAAGAAGCAAGAGAAGUAUUUGAAGUUGAUGAGACCACUGAUGAAUUUUGGCAACGUUAUAUGGGUGGCUCCCCAUGCGUCUCCCAGCCCUGCCUCAACAACGGGUCCUGCCAGGACAACAUCCGCAGCUACACCUGCACUUGCUCCUCGGGCUACGAGGGCAAGGACUGCGCCUUCGCUAAAAAUGAAUGUCACCCUUUGAGGACUGAUGGGUGUCAACACUUUUGCCACCCGGGACAGGACUCCUACAUUUGCAGCUGUGCACAGGGGUAUAAACUGGGCCAAGACUACAAAUCGUGCAUCCCACAUGACAAGUGUGCGUGUGGAAUCCUGAAUUCUGAGUGCAUCAGGGCAACACAGAGGAGCAGGCGGAAUCUUCAGAUUUUCCCAUGGCAGGUAAAACUAAUAGAUUCCGAAGGAAAAGACUUCUGUGGUGGUGUUAUAAUAGAGGAAAAUUUUGUGCUGACAACAGCAAAAUGUUCACUGUUACACAGAAAUAUCAGUGUGAAAACCAAUUUUCCUAGAACGAGCAAGGACCCACUGACGAUCGAGGUGAAGCGCAUCCAUGUGCACAUGAUGUACGAGGAGGAGACGGGGGACAAUGACAUUUCGCUCUUGGAGCUGGAGCUGCCCAUCCAGUGCCCAGACACGGGGCUCCCCGUCUGUAUGCCCGAGCAGGACUUUGCGGAGCGCAUCCUCAUCCCAGGGACACAGGGCCUCCUCAUUGGCUGGACAUCCAACGGCUCUGAGCUGGGCAAUGUGUCGAUGCAGCUGCCCGUCAUGCACAUGGACAGCGAGGAGUGUGGCAGAGCCCUGAAUGUGACAGUCACGACGAGGACGUACUGCGAGAGGGGAGUGGCAGCUGGAGGGGUGCAGUGGGCGGAAGGGAGCAUGGUCGCCAGAAAACACAAAGGUACCUGGUUCCUGACAGGGAUUCUGUGCUCGGUGCCCACAGCAGAGUAUGGACAGGAGUUUCUUCUCACCAAGGUUUCAAGAUACUCACUCUGGUUUAGACAAAUCAUGAAGUGACUAAACCCAGCUAAGCCUCAAGAAUAAAAGAUGUGGUGGGAUUACACACCUUAACUGCAAGCAUGGAGUUAAAUUAAAAUAUCACAGCAAAACAGCUGUGACUGCCUCAGGACAACCAACUCUGUCUACAAACCAUUAGUAACUGCUUAUGACAGCGACUUUCAACCAGUAUGCUGCAACAAUUUUUAAAACAUGCAACACCUGACUAUUUUGGUCAGGGGCAAGGACCUCUUUUCCCUUAGACCAGUGG